AGCCAGCCACCAAGUCUCGCGUUGGUGGACAAGCUCACCGCUGCAGAUUUCAAACUGCGUAGCUACAUCAUCUUGUAUUGUGUAUGCUAAACAAAUCAUGGAGGAUCUAAAUGAUUGUGAUUUUCUAACAGAGCAACCAACUGAACAACCGACUGAACAAACGGAGUCCGAAUUCGAGAAUGUAGUUGAGGAGAACACCAAUGGAGUGAAAACAGAUGGCGAAGAAUCCUCAACGCUAUCUGAUCCGAAGGAGAAGGCGCUUGCGAACAGAAGAGGAAAUAGGCACCAUCCAUACAAAAAUGGUGGUGUUGGAGACAAGAAGGGUGGUCAAAGGAACCGGGUGUUCAUAAGCAACAUUCCGUAUGAUAUGAAGUGGCAGGCAAUUAAAGAUCUGAUGCGUGAGAAAGUUGGUGAGGUUACAUACGUGGAGCUCUUUAAGGAUGCAGAAGGAAAGUCAAGGGUAAGUGAUGUGGGUGAUUCGCUGCAAGAGGUUCUAAAAGCCCCCGGCAGCUUUUUAAAAAAAAAGUUAACUGGUGUUGAUUGAUUAUUUUGGGUUUGUCAGUUACCGAACUGGAGGUGGGUUGUGUCACGAGCCUGAACGUUGGCUACAGAUGGAUACUUCUAUUGAAAGGUUGAAGUUUUGUUGAUUCUGGAAAACUAGUCUUAACUUAUGUGACGGUUAAAUCCUUGUUUUGUUGUGGUCAUUUCAAUUGGUUUCAAAGAUUGUCUGUUUGGCUAUUUUCCAAAGGGAAAUGUGGAGUGUGUGAUUCUGGUUUUAUUUUUUGAUCUUGAUUCCUUGCCUCAAAACCUCAAAUUACUAUCGUUUUUUGUAAGUGCCACAUUUCUCGUCUAACAAAAGACUUAUUGAACACAAAUAACAUGCCUUACUCUACAGCUCUAAAGCCACAUGAGGUCACAACAAAGAUAUCUCAUUUGUUGCAAUAUAUUAACUGAACCUCCUAACUGAAAUUUCUGAACUCUGCAUUUUAAUAUUUGUCUAAACCUUCUAAUUGUAAACUAAAAGGUUCAAUUCUGUUAAGAAUGGUGACAUGGAGUUUUUUUUUUUUUAAUUUCUCUAACACCAUUAUCUUUCAAGACCAAACAGGUAAUCUUCCAAAUUCAUAUUUAAUUGAGUGCUUUGCCUAACGUUUUACACAUUUAUCCCUUUUGCCCUUAAGUUUAAGGAAUAGAGUAGAGCUGGCACAUCCAGCUCCCAGCCAAACACAGUGAUGUUAAGAUUUGGAACUACUUGAAAGCCCAUUGAGAAGUGUUUGUUUUCUAUGCUGUAAACUUAACAUUGUCUUGUUUAUCUCCUUCACUGCUGGAUGUCACUUUGCUUCCUGCUUAGGGUUGUGGUGUGGUGGAGUUCAAAGACGAAGAGUUUGUGAAGAAGGCUGUGGACACCAUGAAUAAGCAUGACCUGAGUGGUAGGCCACUCAACAUCAAGGAGGACCCGGACGGUGAGCACGCCCGCCGGGUGCUGCAGCGCAUGGGGGGCAUGAUGCCGGGCAGCCGUGGGCCCGAAGGAGGCCCAGGCGGGAUGAAUCUGCCUCCCUCCCUCGCCAACAGCCUCAACAUACCACCGGACAUCCUCAACGCCAUGCAGGCCGGUCGGCUGGGCACCACGGUGUUUGUGGCUAAUCUGGACUUCAAGGUGGGCUGGAAGAAGCUGAAGGAGGUGUUCGCCAUGGCGGGUGUAGUGAAGCGGGCCGACGUGAAGGAGGACAAGGACGGAAAGAGCAGGGGAAUGGGAACGGUCACCUUUGAGCAGCCGCUGGAGGCCGUGCAAGCUAUAUCCAUGUUCAACGGACAGAUGCUGUUUGACAGACAGAUGCACGUCAAAAUGGAUGAGAAGUCACUACCGAUUGAAGACUUCCGUCAAGUGGAAAAAGCACCUCUGUUGCCACGGGGUCUUGGGGGCAUUGGGAUGGGCCUGGGACCAGGUGGGCAGCCUAUCAAUGCAAACACUGUUGGUGGAGGUGGAGGCAUGGGCUCCAUGGGGCCUGGAGGUAUGGACGGCCCUGGGUUCAGCGGUAUGAACAGACUGGGCGGAGGAAUGGGUGGUGGUGGUGGUGGAGGCUUCGGGGGCAUGGAUAAUAUGGGCAACAUGGGACAUGGCAUGACACCCAUGGGCCGAAUGGGAGGAAUGGGUGGUAUGGACUUUGGACGCAAUGACAUGCAGAUGAACCAGGGAUUCGGGAAUUCCUUUGGAACAAUGGCAGGUGGUUAUGGUGGAGGCAUGGGGAAUGCAGGCAUGGGUCAAAUGGGCACUGGAAUAGGUGGUGGGAUGGGCAACAUGGCGAUGGGCUCUGGUGUUAACCGCAUGGGCAUGGCUGGGAUGGACAUGAGCCGGGGCUUCGGGGGCUUCGGAGGGGCCGGCCGGGGCGGAGCACACAUGGGCGGAGCCAUGGGCGGAGCCAUGUCCGACCGCGUCUCCGGGGCCAAGGGAGGCUGUGUGAUAUUUGUGAGAAAUCUCUCCUAUGACCUCAAUUGGCAGAAGCUGAAAGAGAGCUUCAGCCACUGUGGCCAGGUGAUGUUCGCAGACGUCAAGAUGGAGAACGGCCGGUCCAAAGGCUGCGGCACAGUGAGGUUCGACUCCCCGGAGGGUGCAGAGCAGGCCUGCAGGAUGAUGAAUGGAACCAAAAUCAACGGCCGAGAGGUGGACGUCCGCAUAGACCGCAACGUCUAGACGCCACGGUUACACAACCCCCCCCCCCUCCCCCUCCCACGGCAGCGACACAGGGUCCUUGCUCGCCAAAUCUUUUUCGUUUUGUUUUAGAAACACUUUUAAUUCUAUAUUUUCAUGUCCACCCUGUCACAACAUGUUGGUUGUUAAUUAAAUCUGUUAGUUCUUUAUUUUAUCUUUUUUGUAAACCCCCCAUUUUUUUUUCCUGUAGUUUGGUUGAAUAAAGAAACUUUUUAAUUUUUAA
Gadus macrocephalus (Pacific cod) is the source of this 2930-nucleotide messenger RNA. It is a transcript of the gene myef2, whose product is annotated as myelin expression factor 2. NCBI's taxonomy places the organism in Eukaryota, Metazoa, Chordata, Actinopteri, Gadiformes, Gadidae. Gene Ontology annotation, molecular function: mRNA binding. The record is from RefSeq and is a predicted model, not a curated record. The transcript has 16 exons. The coding region runs from base 1406 to 2689 and encodes 427 amino acids. Gene Ontology annotation, biological process: regulation of mRNA stability involved in response to oxidative stress. Gene Ontology annotation, cellular component: nucleus; post-mRNA release spliceosomal complex; cytoplasm.